AUGGAGAUACAACCAAAGAAUAAUGAAAAUGGCAUGUCUGCUGAGCGAUGGGCAUUAAUGCAGAAGACUCCGCAAGUGGGCGAUUGGUUUACCAGUGCAGUAGAUGCGAGACAAGUGGAGAAGAGAAAAGGAACGGAUUUGAGCCUGCUUGAAAGGUUGGCAGAAGGUGCUAGUUUUGUCACUAUCCCGCAAGGAUCAUCGACCACAUUUACAGCUUCGUUCGGGCCUACAUUUGAUUCUUAUGAGGCUACAGGCGGUCAAGGGUACUACUCCGCGGUGGAAGGAAUGCAUGAACACGCAAGGCAUAACGAAUGGUCGAACAGGGUAUUGGGGAAGUCAAAACACAUCGAGGAAGGUGGAUAUUUCGGUGUUGUCGAUAGUGGCAAAGGCAAAUCAAAGGAAACGGUCGAUGAUAUUCUGGCCGAGAACGGUGCUUUAAUUGCAGAGUUACAAGCUUGGCAGGAAGUGAGGAUUAAUAAGGGAGUUCCCACAGUGACAGAAAGGGAACAGCAAGUCGCCGAGGAACUGCUCACUUCGCUCACUAAAAUCACCGGUACCCUGUCUCCCGCCAAAAUGCUCUCCGCCUCCACAUCAAGAGCUGGACUCGCUCAUGAAUUGGCACGACGAUUUUUGCCUGUCAAUUUACCCUCCAUCCGCGGCACACUGGAUCCUCGACGUCCAAACGCUCUUCAUGAUAACAUCACCGUCAAACCUCGAACCAUGGCAGGUCAAACUUUGGGAGGUACGACCAAUCCCGCAAUCUCAUCACCCCAUGCUCCUCCACCCCCCGUCAAAACGGGUAUCAUGCAACCACCACCUGUACCAGGUCACAAUCCACCGCCUCCUCACACUCUACCAGCUGCAGCUCGACAGUCCAACUCCUAUCGGGCCAACACAACGCCCAACCGUGGAUCUUACCCGUAUACACCUACACCUACUAUUCCAAUUCAUACCAACAACAACCGCACACCGGCAUCUCCCUCAGGUCCGGCGUCCCCAGGUACGGCAUCGGCUUUAUUCCCGAGAUCCGCGGUCGGUCCAGGGCCGUCCAACUUGAGGCAAAGCUUCGGUCCUGGGACACCGGGCAGCAACGGUGCUGCAUAUGGUAUGAAUGUUGCAGGAAGUCGAGGGAUGAUGAUGUCUGGUGCUAUGAGAUGA
Molecule: messenger RNA, 1158 nt
Organism: Kwoniella shivajii
Lineage: Eukaryota; Fungi; Basidiomycota; Tremellomycetes; Tremellales; Cryptococcaceae
Exons: 3
Coding region: 1-1158 (385 amino acids)
Source: RefSeq, a predicted model, not a curated record